This is a messenger RNA of Oncorhynchus kisutch (coho salmon), 6482 nucleotides long. Its product is annotated as R3H domain-containing protein 1. The transcript is spliced from 26 exons. Gene Ontology annotation, molecular function: nucleic acid binding. NCBI's taxonomy places the organism in Eukaryota, Metazoa, Chordata, Actinopteri, Salmoniformes, Salmonidae. The record is from RefSeq and is a predicted model, not a curated record. Bases 1700 to 5020 code for a protein of 1106 amino acids.
UGGGUUGGGUUUUUCUCACUCUAAGAAGCCUGUUUGUGGAGUACAGUAGUACGAUUAUGACAUUGUUGGUUUUCAUACCAUGAAAUAUUCUAUGAGGAAUGGUGUGCAUAUGCAGUGCACAGACCUUUUCUUGUUAACAUAUUCAGAUCACUGAGCAUCUGUAUCUUGUCCUAUAGAGUUGAUUAGGCCAAGCAGUUCUUGAUGAAUAAUGAAUGAUCAACUCUUUUUUUUGUUUUUGUCUUGCAGUAACAAUCUCUGGAUUAGUAUUAUUUUUCCCCCACUAAGAGACUUGGAGAAAGGAAGAGACGGGCCAAAACCUUUCAAAUGAGAUGUUCAGUUGCUCUUGCUUAAUUGUUUGACUACUACAGUCGAUCAAUAAAAUACACCUAUAAGGCAGAAUUAUCUUGGCUUUCUUUACCUCUCUCUACCUCCACAGUAUUCAGCUCCUGUGGCCCAACAUAUCCCCACCUUUCCCACACUCACCCUUACACAAACUCCCACGCACUUGGGGUGGGGUGUGAUUUUGGGGGGAGAGUGUUGGUUAUUGAUGGGAGGGAUGGAUGAGGUACGUAAACCUCCCACGGCUCCACUUGACGUUGCGGCAUCCGGCUGUAUAGCUAAUGAAGAGUGCAAUAUAGCCAGUGACGUGCCGCGAGCCCAGCCAAGCCACCUGAGUGGCUGAGCCUGGCUCUGACGUCACACAGCCCAGCCGUUGAUUUGGCGCUGUCUCCGAGGCCUCGGAGCGAGAGCCACAAUCCAACCAUGGGUUCUGGCACUUAGACAGCCUGGCGCAGACAGAGAGCGCUGCAGAGCAGAGAGCAAGGCAGACACAGGCAGACAGAGUGAGCUAGCUCUGCAGAGAGAGACGGAGUGAGUGAGUGUGUGUGUGUGUGAGAGAGAGAGCAGGGAAGAGAGGGAAGAAGGAGAGGGUGCUGUCUCGGGGACCUUUCUCCGACCGGCAACAUUCACAGCCAAUGCAGCCUCUGGUACUAUGGAAACUAAACCCCUGACCAAUGGAAAUAAUGGAGGCUACAAUGUGGCAGGUGAGUGAGUUAUGUUGUCUGCACACUCCGCUCAAGGGGUGUAAGUUCCUACCAGAACAAUGUCCAAUGAACGAGCACUCUCUGUGUAAGUGGGUUUUCCCUCUGUUUCUCUUGUCUUAUACAUGGAGAAAUAAACGUGAGACUGUUUGAACGUUGCUGUAGUGUUCAGCGAUUCACGUUUUGAGAGCAAAGUUUCCCGGAGAUAUGCUGCAGCUUUUCUAAAGUUCACAAGCUUAUUAGUGUUUACAAAGGAGGGAUACGAUUGGCAGCCUGGAUCUUUGUCAUUUUUGGCACCAAGGUUGUCUUUGGUCCAAGUAACAUUUGAACUUUUCAGUUGAAAAUGUUACUUGUGCUGCUGCGAUGUUGUUUCUUUGCCAAAGGGCUUAUUUCCCUAGGUGAGUGGGAGGGAGGCAGGGGGAAGAAAGUGGUGUGCUUGGCCCCCUACUCAAUCUCAAUCUUUUGGCCCCCUACUCAAUCGUGUCCUGAAUAGCACCACGGUGCUCGGACCAAGCUGCUCAGUCCCUCGUGCUGAAUCCUUACUCGCUGUGCCACGCUUGGACCAGGAGGGAAAUGCAUACAACAGUCACGGAGGGGCAUGAGAGCCUUGUGCGAGGCCAGUGCCGUUGCUUGCCGGACCCAGUGCUGGUGACGGGGACAUGGGCCUCUUCCUCAGGGCUUCCAGUACGACCCAGCUCAACACAAGCCAGAGCCUCAGCCACCAGCUGGUCCAGCACCAUCCAGACACCCACGGCAGCAGCAGCAGCACCUCGAGUGACCCUGCCUCAGAGGGCUUCACCCUUCUCUCCGGCGCCACCACCCCACGGCAGGCCCAGCACCCAGCACCGCAGCCGGAGACUAGUGCCACUAUGAGAGGUCUGGAGACUGAGGAGAGCCACAACGCCAGUGCCACACCGACACCAGCGGGGGGAGAAGAGCCAAGCCCGACCAAGACAGAUUGCAGGGAGCAGGCAGAGACCCAGCCACAGGCCCAACCUCAGACCCAGCUCCAACCACAGAGGUCAGAUGAGAGCUGCUGUCAAGAGAAGGAAACUCAGCAGCAGACAUCGGAACAGACAGGAAAAAGGCCCAAGUCUUACUCAAAGUUAAAGUUAGUUCGAAGCCUGGCUGUUUGCGAAGAGUCCUCUCCUCCUCCUAUUGCCACUGAACUGCCUCGAGAACAUCAGGAGAAAAUUGAGAUCCAGCUCACCCAGUCGUUUGACAAAGAGGAGGAGGCGUCAUCGCCCAUCAAGAAUGAAGUGGACCAAGAUAAAGGAGUGGAGAAGCUGCUGGAGAAGACUGAAAGGAUGCCCAGGAAGAUGCUGUCCAGAGAUUCCAGUCAAGAAUACACCGACUCUACCGGGAUCGAUGUCCAUGAGUUCUUAGUAAACACGCUGAAAAACAACCCCAGGGACAGAAUGAUGCUUCUGAAGUUGGAACAGGACAUUCUUGACUUUAUCAGUAAUAACGAAAGCCAGAAGAGAAAGUUCCCUCCGAUGACCUCAUACCACAGAAUGCUGCUGCACCGCGUUGCAGCCUACUUCGGCCUAGACCACAACGUCGACCAAACCGGAAAAUCUGUAAUCAUCAACAAAACUAGCAAUACGAGAAUACCUGAUCAGAAGUUUUCAGAACACAUCAAAGAUGACAAAACUGACGACUUCCAAAAGCGGUACAUUCUCAAAAGGGACAACUCCGGCUCAGACAAAGAUGACAAUAUGAUGCGGAUGAGACUGAAGGAAGACAGGAGGAGUAAGUCUAUAGAGGAACGAGAGGAGGAGUACCAGAGGGCCAGAGACAGGAUAUUCGCUCAAGAAGGUCCAGAUGGCUUUCCUCUUGAAAAAAGAAUACAGGAGGAUGAUGCCUGUAACAGCACACAGCAAAGACGGCAAAUAUUUAGGUUAAAAGAUGUCCGCUCGGCCAACAGUUGCCAGAGCAGCUCUGAGAACGAGCCCAAGAACUCUGAACCCCGGCCGUGGAGCAGCACUGACUCGGACAGCUCAAACCGUAACCUGAGGCCAGCCAUGACCAAAGCAAGCAGCUUCAGCGGCAUCUCUGUCCUCAUCAGGGGAGACAGCUCAGGCAGCAGCAAGAGCAUGGGUCGCCUCUCUAAGACUGGUUCUGAGUCUUCGAGUAGUGUAGGGUCCUCCACGGGUUCGCUCUCUCGCUCCCAGCCAACCCACCCUGUCCCGGCUCUAACCAAGGCUGGCUACCCCCACAACCACUCUGCGCUUCCCUGCCCAGCGGCCUACCCAGCUGUCUGCGCUAGUAGUACUGUGGUCUAUGAGGCGGGAGGCAGGAGCGCGGCACCGCCAGCGAACACCACUAACACUAGCUACUAUUUGCUUCCUCUGGAAGCCACAGGGAUACCGCCAGGGAGUGUCCUGGUCAACCCACACACAGGACAGCCGUUUGUGAACCCGGAUGGAAGUGCUGUGGUGUACAACCCCAACCACGGCAUGGCUCCUCAGCAUCAUAAUCAGCAGGGCAGGACCCAGCAGCCCAUGCCCACUCCUCCGCACUUGCCUGGCCAGCACCAGCCCACCAAUCACAACCACGUCCUUGCACAGCCGGUCCGGCCCCUCCAGCCCUCUGCUCAGCCUGUCCACUACUCGUCUGUCUCUUACCCAUCUCAGCUCCUCUCCGUCUCCCCUGACCAGCUAUACACUGUGCAAGAGAACCUGGGAGCCCAGUUCAGCCACAUGAGUCUGUCCCGGCAGGCCUCUGGGGAGGGCUCCUCCGUGGUGCUCCAGGCCCCCCCGCAGCAGCAGGGCUUCAUGGUGCCCCCCCCAGGCCAGCCUGUCCCUUCCCCCCAGGCCUACAACACCCCCGCCCCUCCGCCUGUCAACCAGCCACUCAUGCAGCAACAAGGUUACAUGCAGCAGAUGCCAGCGUGUUACUGUGGGCCAGGCCAGUACCCCCUGUCUAACCAGGGGUACAGGCCUGUGGGCACAGUGCAGUAUAGUGCCCUGCAGAGCCAGCCAAUGCCCCCGCCCACACAACAGACAGGUUACCAAACUGUGAUGCUCAAUCAUCCACAGAGCUAUCAGAGUAUGAUAGUAGUGCCACAGAGUCAAAACCCAGUCAGUGGCCAGCAGAACCCGGUCAGUGGCCAGCAGAACCCGGUCAGUGGCCAGCAUAGCAAUAUGGGACAUCAGAUGCAAGGCAUGGUGGUCCAGUAUCCCUCUAUGUCAUCUUAUCAGGUAUCCAUGCAGCCCCAAGGCUCCCAGGUUGUACCACAGCAAACGUAUCAGCAGCCUAUCGUCAUCCACAACCAGUCCAACCAGAGGCCCAUGCCUGGUUCUGGUGUCCAGGUUUACUACAGUGUCAUCACACCCAAUCAACAGAGCUCCUCUGUAGAGUUCCUGCCUCCUUCCGGAUCAGAGCAGAUGCUGUUCCCUCGGCCGUCCUCCCCCUGCAGCUCCCAACAGCCACUCCAUCAGACACAUCAGUGCUCAGGUGGUGGAAUGGUGAUGAUGCAGCUGAUGUUGUCCCCUGGCCAGCAGCCGAGGCCUCACACGCCCUCGCAGUGGAAACACAGCAAGUACCACAGUCUGGAUCACACCAGAGGACAGAAGUCCACAGAGCUCUCAGUCAUAGACACCUCACAGAGCAGUCCCCAGCUGGGCAGUCCCUCUACCUCCCCCGCCCAGUCGCCAACCCCCUCCCACCUGACCAAUGUGAAGAGCAUCCGUCCUGGCCUCACCCCCGUACCCAUGAUGCCACAGUUCUCCAGACCCUUUGUGCCAGGGCAAGGAGAUGCUCGGUACCCGUUGCUAGGGCAACCCCUCCAGUACAACCCCCAGAGCCGUCCUCCUCUCCUCCACUUUCCCCCCAUGGCCCCCAACCAUCAGGUACCUAUGGGGAUACGGCACAGCGGUGGAGGAGGCAGAGGGAGGAAGCAGCCGAGGAAAGCUCUGUCUACAGAUCUCAGUGUAGGUCAACCAGGCAGUGAGUGGGCGGGUCCUGGAGGUGACUGAGCUGCCGGUGGGGAUCAGCCGGACCGAGGCGGACUCUCUGCUAGGUGAGCUCUCCAGAGUCAGGGCCGUGGUCUGAUGGCUCCGAGAGCACCACUACCAUCACAGCCGCGUUGUCUGGCAGUCAAUGGCUAACGGUGACCACCACCACGCCAAACCCCCACGGUCAAACCCCUGUCAACCCAGCCUCCACCUAAUCCCUCCUGGUCACGUUCCCCUCCAGGUACGCUGUGCAGGAUGCCCUCCUGAACCACAACGGCCCCUGAUCCUCCAUCAGACUUACCACGAGCAGGUGCCAUGGCCGAGGUUACGGCCACAGACACUCCCCGAGAGGGCCAGCUCCCAGUAGAGGCCGUUAAUUAAGGACCCCUGGCUCGCCUUUUAAACCCUGACCCCUCACACAGCACCGCCAGUCACUUCCUGUUGCCAUCACUCCCCCCAGCCCCUCCUUUCCCCCUCCCUCUUCACUCACUACGUUGGCUUGAUGUAAAGGGUUGUUUUUCCACUUGAUUUGUAGAGACUUGGUUGGGGGGAAAUGUGUUGUACUUCAUAAUGUUCUUACUAGCGGUUUGACGAAAAAGAACAAAAUGUAACUGAACUGACGUGAACGAAUAUCCAAAAACCACGAUUAUUGAAGUUCCAAAUAUUAAUAACCUGUCUGCUCUCUGUUUUGAGAACAGGCCGGAACACAUCAAAAGCCUGUAGUUUUGUUUUGUUUUAUUUUAUUUGUUCGUUUGUUUUAUAGUUGUUGAAAUCCUGAGUCAGGCCCAAAGCUCAGCUCUCUCAUUAUUACUCACCCAGCCCAGUUGCAGUGUCUGGCCUGGUUCAGUUUAACUCAACCCAAAGCUUCCCCACAUCCCCAGGGUAGCUGACUAUCGGCCAGCCUGCCACCAGCCACUUGCCCCAUAUUGUGGCCGGUACAUGAUGAAGUUGCCCUCGGCUACACAAUGGGUCUCUAGUUGUGCCUUUCUCUCCAAAGUCUACUGCUUUAUUUUCCAAGAAACGCAAAAUGAAGUCACCCCCCGUCAGUCUAUUGUUAAAUGAAAAGACCUGCACCUUGUAAAUAAUUUAUAUAGUAGCUAAAUAAUUCAAUCAGUUCUCUAUUACACAGUGAACGUUCUGUAUGUGUGUUGUUCACAGGCAGGCACAGAUGAGAGCAACGGGAAAAAAGGCUUGUUUGAAACCCCUGGUUUUUAACUUCAUUUAAAAUGACACUCCUCCACCGCAACAGCAUAUUUUAGCAAUCAUCUGCUUGGAUGGCCUCUCUCUCUCUAUCUAUCUAUCUAUCUACACCACACUGUCCUCCCUCCUCUUCUACAAGGCCUACAGUGUCAAAUCUUUCAUUAGGUAUUUUUAAAUGAUAUACUUACUGGGUCACUGGAAGAAACAACAGUUUGCACAUUUAUACAACUGAAUAUAUAAAAAUGAUCUAUUUUUCCUUUAAUUUCUCUCAAAGAUAAAAAAA